Molecule: messenger RNA, 4101 nt
Organism: Hemicordylus capensis (graceful crag lizard)
Lineage: Eukaryota; Metazoa; Chordata; Lepidosauria; Squamata; Cordylidae
Product: zinc finger protein 883-like
Exons: 6
Coding region: 1093-3186 (697 amino acids)
Biological process (GO): regulation of transcription by RNA polymerase II
Cellular component (GO): nucleus
Molecular function (GO): RNA polymerase II cis-regulatory region sequence-specific DNA binding; DNA-binding transcription activator activity, RNA polymerase II-specific
Source: RefSeq, a predicted model, not a curated record
CAGGAGCAUCUCACAGACUCUUUACUACUACGAAUAUUUAUAUACCGCUCUUCAGCUAUCAAGCCAGAGGUUGCCGGUUCGAAUCCCCACUGGUAUGUUUGCCAGACUAUGGGAAACAUCUAUAUCGGGCAGCAGCGAUAUAGGAAGAUGCUGAAAGGCAUCAUCUCAUACUGCGAGGGAGAUGGCAAUGUUCAACCCCUCCUGUAUUCUACCAAAGACAACCACAGGGCUCUGUAGGCGCCAGGAGUCGACACCGACUCCACGGCACAUUACCUUUAACCAAAGUUCACAAAGCAGUUUACAUAAAAUGCAUAAAUAAAAUGGUCCCCUGUCUCCAAAAGGCUCACAAUUUAAAAGAAACAUAAGGCAGUUACCAGCAACAGUCACUGGAGGGAUGCUGUGCUGGGGCUGGAUAAGGACAGUUGCUCUCCGACUACAAAAUACAAGAGAAUCACCACUUUAAAAAGGUGUCUCUUUGCUCUCUCUCUAGGGAGCUAACUUUACUCCCAUUUGGCUGAGAAGUGGCCUUUAGUAAGCCCUUUCCUCACCUCGCCCCACAGCCUGCCUUCUGCCUUUCUUCAAGGAUUCCCCACACUCUUUUUGCCCCCCUUUCCUUGCAGAAAUCCCCUUCCUGGCCUUCUUGGAAAUGCAGCUGGGCAGACCAAGCCAGGAACUGGACACAAGUGCCUGGACAGGCAAGAUCCGGGAGCCAGGUGAGCCUUGCCUGCUCUCUGCAGCCUCUCUGGCCCUACUGCCCUGCCCUGCCCUUCUGCAGUGGGCCCUGAAGUCAGUGGCUGCCUGCUGGGCGGAAGGAGCAGCCCACAGGCCCUGACAGCCGCCUCCUGGGCACUGUCCUACGUAGCCCACCAGAGCAGCAGGCCUGCUGGAGAUCAGCUGCCACAGCUGCCGUGUCUGCUCUGGGGAAGGGAGCCAAGCUUCUCCCAGUCCCCUGCUGCUGCCCCAGGGCUCAUCCCAGCACAGGGGACAUCGGAACACAGGAAGCUGCCUUCUUCCAAGUCAGACUCUUGGUCCAUCCAGCUCACUAUUGUCUACCCAGACUGGCAGCAGCUUCAUCGAGGUUUCGGACAGGAGAUGCUGCCAGAGAGGGGACUUGGAGCCUUCUGCAUGCAAGCCUGCAGGGUGGUGGGCAACCUCAGAAAACAUAAACCUCUUGCAGGCUGCUCUCCAAAGAUGGAAGAGGAAGACUCGGCUGGCCCUGAAGCUCAAAGAUGUCCUGAUGCUACCCAGAUCGGGAGCAGUGAGGGAUUCUGGGAAAGAAGCGUGCGGAAGAUCGUACAUAAGGAGAUAGGAAGUACCAGUUCAGAUGUUUGGUGCCAAAUUUUCAGGCAGUUCUGCUAUCAGCAGGCCAAGGGGCCCCGAGAGGUUUGCAGCCGGCUCCACAGCCUUUGCCAUCAGUGGCUGAAGCCAGAGAGACACACGAAAGCUCAGAUUGUGGACCUGGUGACCCUGGAGCAGUUCUUGAGCAUCCUGCCCCCAGAGAUGGAGAGCUGGGUCAGAGAGUGUGGUGCAGAGACCAGUUCCCAGGCAGUGGCCCUGGCAGAAGGUUUCCUCCUGAGCCAUGCGGAGGCCAAGAGGCAAGAAGAGCAACAGGGUCUGCCAUCAGAAAUGGCUGCAGACUUCCCUGAGGCAGAGACAGCUCCAUCUGUUCCUGAGCAGAGGCUGGUCCAGUGGGUGGUGCAGGAGAGUGAUGAAGUGGCAUUCUUGCCAGAUGCUGGAAUUACCGAGGCGAGUGGUUCCAGGCCUUCCACAGAUUGUGGCAGAGUAGAAGUAGUUGCUAUGAAAUGGAAUAAGGGCCUGGUGAUGUUUGAGGAUGUCUCUGUGAACUUCUCGGAAGAGGAGUGGGCCCUGCUGGAUCGAGACCAAAGGGAUCUCCAGAGGGAAGUCAUGCUGGAGAACUGGGAGCAUCUGGCCUUUCUGGCAGGUGAUAGAGGCGAGCAGGACAAAGAGGCUGAACUGGAGAGAAGGAAAAAGGAAGCAAAGCAGGAGCCAGGAAAGAAGUCCCUUGUUUGUGAAUGCUCCGACUUCCAUGAAAUGUCAGUUCAAAAACAGUGGUGCCCAGGAAGCAAAAGGAAGACAUUUCCUCAGUGUGGGGAACUUCCCAUAGAUGGGAAAUCAACUCUCUGUACAUCUCAAAUAACUGACACAGGAAAGAAAAGAUAUAAGUGUUCUGAGUGUGGAAAGAGUUUUAGCCAGAGUUCGGGCCUUACUUGCCAUCAAAGAAUCCACACAGGGGAGAAACCAUAUCAGUGCUCAGUGUGUGGAAAGAGCUUCAGCCACAACUCAAGCCUUACGUGCCAUACAAGAAUCCACACUGGAGAUCAGCCAUAUAUAUGCUCACAGUGUGGAAAGGGUUUCAGCCACAGCUUUAGUCUUACUUGUCAUCUAAGAAUCCACACGGGGGAGAAACCAUUUCAGUGUUCAGAGUGUGGAAAGAGCUUCAGCCGGAGCUCACACCUGACUACCCAUCAAAGAAUCCACACAGGAGAGAAACCAUAUCAGUGCUCUCUAUGUGGAAAGAACUUCAGUGAUAGUGCUAGUCUUGCAAGUCAUAAAAGAAUACACACAGGAGAGAAGCCAUAUCAUUGCUCUGAAUGUGGAAAGAGCUUCAGCAACAGCUCGAAUCUUUCUUCCCAUCAGAGAAUCCACACAGGGGAGAAACCAUACAAAUGUUUGGAAUGUGGAAAGAGUUUUAGCUGGAGUUCAGACCUCAAUUCACAUCAAAGAAACCACAUAGAAGAGAAAUAUAAAUGCUCAGAAUGUGGAAAGGCCUUCAGCCACAGUACAAGCCUUACUUACCAUCAAAGAAUGCACACAGGAGAGAAGCUAUAUCAAUGCUCAGAGUGUGGAAAGAGCUUCUACAAGAAUUCUAGUCUUAUUUGCCAUCAAAGAAUACACACAGGAGAGAAACCAUAUAUAUGUUCAGAGUGUGGAAAGAGCUUCAGCCACAGCUCUAGCCUUACUUGCCAUCAAAGAAUCCACACGGGGGAGAAACCAUAUCGAUGCCCAGUAUGUGGAAAGAGCUUUAGACGUAGCACACACCUUACUACCCAUCAAAGAAUCCAUGCAAGGGAGAAACAACAUCCAUGUUUGGAAUGUGGAAAGAACUUCAACCAGGACUCACCCCUUGCUUCACUUCAAAGAAUCCACACAGGGGAGAAAGCAUAGCAAUGUCUGGAGUGUUGAAAGAACUCAAAGCACAUGCUUUAGGUCAUGCCAUAUAAUUCACACAGGGAGUUACUUUGUGGGUCCCUGAAAUUCCAGGAACAUGGGAAGAAAUGGGUGGGUUUAUUGCUUUAUUCCUCAUUACUUGUAAGCUGCUCGGACCUUUUUGUAAAGUAGUGGGAUAUAAAUUCACACCAGAAACAAAUUUUGCAAGCGUUCAAUAUAUAGAAAAUUUUUCCUUGGAGUGGCUGAGUGUGUGUGUGUGUGUGUGUGUGUGUGUGUGUGUGUGUGUGUGUGUAGUGGGGAAGCUUCAGUUGAUGGACAUAUUUUGUUUCUGCGGGACUGUUCGUCCAAACUAUCAUGCUGCUAAAUGCAUGGGAGCAGAUGCCUGUCUAAGACACAUUUUGCAAAGCAAGGGGACCAGUGUGCCUCCUAACAGGGAUUCCCAGAUGUUAUUGACUACAGCUCCCAUAAUCCCCAGCCAAAGGCCAUUACAGCUGGAGAUGCUGGGAGUUGUAGUGAACAACACCUGGGAAUCCCUGUUAGAGGGAACACUGAAGGGGACUCUGUCUUGGAUGCUGAAUUCCUGAUAUUAUAUUUGGUAUGUUCCUUAAAACCCUCUAUUGAGGGUGUUCUGUAGUCUCAGCAUGCUGAAUACUGCAUGUUACUGAAUAAUGUGAUUAACAUGUCUAAAAUUUAUGAACUUAUACAUGGACACAAAGCUGUUCAAAACCGUUUUAACACUGGGUUGCUGUCUUGUGUUAUUCUGGCCUAUAUUAUGAAUUAUAUAGAGUUCUUUUUUUGAUUGGAUAUUAUUUAGUGUAUUCUAUGAUUUAAUAAUCAUUUUACCUUUUUGAUCAAUUAUUAUCACUUUCUAUAUGAUUCUAUGAUUCAGGCUAAUAUAUUUUAUUUUUGAUG